CACGCCCAACUUGUGACAACACCAGCCCCUCAGCCUUUGUGCGCAGCCUCAGUAAAACUCUCCUCGACCUAAAUUCACAGCGUCAAGCUUCAGAUCCAGCAAAAUGUCUUUCGAAGAAGUCGGCAAGAGCAGUUCGUCGAGUACUACUACAAGACCUUCGAUGAGAACCGCGCUGCUCUCGCUCCGCUUUACCGCGACCACUCCAUGCUUACAUUUGAGGCCUCUGGUAUCCUCGGUGCACCGGCUAUCGUUGAGAAGCUCCAGAACUUGCCCUUCCAGCAGGUCCAGCACCGCACCGACACGCUCGAUGCCCAGCCCUCCGGCCAGAACGGUGUUCUCGUCCUCGUUACCGGCGCACUCCUCGUUGAGGGGUCAGAGAGGCCCAUGAGCUUCACCCAGGCGUUCAACCUGCAGCAGGACAACGGCAGCUACUACGUCCUCAACGAUGUCUUCCGCCUCGUAUACCCUGCCGCAUAAACGUCUGCCCUGCAGUUGAGACGAUUGACGACGACAUUUUGUUUUGGAGCAUUUUCGCGAGGACGGCGGGAUAUGGGGUAGGAAAAGGUGGUGGAACAAUUGCUUGACACGGCCGUGGGCACGAGCAUUGGAUGCUGUUUCGACGCCCGUCCUCGGACACUGACGAUAUGUAGCACCGCUAGAUUGGCUGCAAUGCAUGUGCGUUUUACACACCG
Molecule: messenger RNA, 692 nt
Organism: Didymella exigua CBS 183.55
Lineage: Eukaryota; Fungi; Ascomycota; Dothideomycetes; Pleosporales; Didymellaceae
Product: nuclear transport factor 2
Exons: 6
Coding region: 205-477 (90 amino acids)
Biological process (GO): protein import into nucleus
Cellular component (GO): nuclear pore central transport channel
Source: RefSeq, a predicted model, not a curated record